This is a messenger RNA of Oppiella nova, 309 nucleotides long. NCBI's taxonomy places the organism in Eukaryota, Metazoa, Arthropoda, Arachnida, Sarcoptiformes, Oppiidae. The record is from the annotation of a GenBank genome assembly.
CUUCAAACCGAGUGAUCACUUGUCCUGGUUAAUUAGUUUUUUCCUCAAGUUGGCUUUGAAAUUGUUAAUUGUACAAUGGGUGUUAAUCGCAAUCCGCAAAUUAAAUAUACUCAGGUAUUCAUAGACAAUGAAUGGGUGGACUCCGUGAGUGGGAAGACAUUUGAGACGAUAAACCCGGCGACCGGACAAGUGAUCGCAAAAGUACAGGAGGGGGACAAACAGGACAUCGAUAGGGCUGUCCAAGCGGCCAGAAAUGCAUUCAAAAGGGGUUCAGUUUGGCGUACAAUUGAUGCCUCAGAAAGGGGUCGA